Messenger RNA from Manihot esculenta (cassava), 1759 nucleotides. RefSeq names its product riboflavin biosynthesis protein PYRD, chloroplastic. The transcript has 3 exons. Gene Ontology annotation, biological process: riboflavin biosynthetic process. The record is from RefSeq and is a predicted model, not a curated record. Bases 144 to 1451 code for a protein of 435 amino acids. Lineage: Eukaryota; Viridiplantae; Streptophyta; Magnoliopsida; Malpighiales; Euphorbiaceae. Gene Ontology annotation, molecular function: zinc ion binding; diaminohydroxyphosphoribosylaminopyrimidine deaminase activity.
ACAUUUUUUUAUCCCUUUGUUUUUUCCUUUUCUUCCUCCUCCAAUCAAAACGAGUUAUUCAGAGGCCUACCACGCCUAGACGCCAGAAGUGAAAAAAAACUGCUCAAGAUUUCACUUCCUCAUCUUUCUAUACUCCAAAUAAGAUGCAAAUUCAAGAUCUCUCACUCUCAAAUCGAGCACUCGGGCUGCUUAGUUUAUCACAUUGUCAUAUGAACUCAUCUUUUGCGCCGGUGCAUCGUCUUUCAAUUCCUGGGUUCAAAUUAUGUUCCAAAUUUGGGUUUUGCAGUUCUGUCAAAAGAGUAUCCACACCAUUUGGUGGUUUGAGAAGAUAUGGUGGAUUGGUUAUGGUCAGUUGUGGAGUGUCGACAAAUGAUGCUAGGGAUGAAGGUAGAGACGAUGGGUUUUAUGUGAGGAGGUGUGUCGAACUGGCAAGGAAAGCAAUUGGGUGUACAAGCCCUAAUCCUAUGGUGGGAUGCGUCAUUGUCAAAGAUGGAAAAAUUGUUGGUGAAGGGUUCCACCCAAAAGCUGGUCAGCCUCAUGCUGAGGUAUUUGCUCUGAGAGAUGCUGGAGACUUAGCUGAGAAUGCAACAGCUUAUGUGAGUUUAGAGCCAUGUAAUCACUAUGGGAGAACUCCACCAUGCACUGAAGCCCUCAUUAAAGCCAAAGUUAAGAAGGUGGUAAUUGGAAUGGUUGAUCCAAAUCCAAUUGUGGCUUCAAGUGGGGUGGAUAAACUGAGACGUGCAGGCAUUGAUGUAAUUGCUGGUGUAGAAGAAGAAUUGUGCAAGAAGCUGAAUGAGGCCUACAUCCAUCAAAUGCUGACGGGAAAACCUUUUGUUACCCUCAGAUACUCCCUCUCUGUCAAUGGCCACCUUUUAAACCAACUUGGGGAAGGAGCCACUGAGUUUGGUGGAUACUACUCGAAAUUGUUACAGGAAUAUGAUGCAAUUAUAGUAUCCAGCUCCUUUAUAGACAAGUAUUUAGUUCCUACAUCACAAGAACCUGGUGCCAAUCAACCCCUUUGUGUUAUAACUGCAGUUUCUCAUUCUUCUCCAAUCCAAAUCCCUUCUGUAGGGGAAGAAGCAGCAUCUAAACUUAUUAUAUUUACAGACAAAGAGACAACUGUUGAACCAGUAACGGCACAAAAAGGAAUUGAAACUGUGGUAUUGGAUGGGAUACAUUUGAAUGAAAUUUUGGAAUAUUGCAAGCGUCGGGGUCUGUACAGUGUUUUGCUGGACUUGCGGGGAAGUUUUGAUGAGCUUGAAGGGCUUCUCAGCAAUUGUAUUGAACAUAAUAUGUUGCAAAAGGUCAUGGUGGAAGUAUUGCCAUUGUGGGAUGAAAGUAAUAGCAAGAGUUCCUUUGUGGCUUUGAAGAGUGUUCAGAAAAGGCUAAAAGUAAACAAUCUACAGCCCAGGAUCUCACAUCAGAGCAUUAUACUGGAGGGCUAUUUUUAGUGCUAGUUGUCUGAACCCAUGGAGACAUCACACAAAUUUUCAAGCAGAGCAUAUGUCAAGCUUACCAGGUAUUCCUUUUUUCACUAGGAGCUUCAAAACAGAAUUGGAAAGGUUUAUUUCAUGCUUAUCUUAUUCCUUUGCUUACAAAGAGAAACAGUAGCAUAAUGCCCUGAAAGGUCCUGAACUCCUGAUCCAACAACUUUGAACUUUUGUUCAUUUGUGGUUUCAUGAUGCUUUAAUAUUAUAUUGUAAAUUUUCAGAAGCCUGGAGACAUUUUGGUUUCAUGCAAUAUUAUUUUUGGUUCUUUA